AUGAGUGCUGAAGAACUCCUCGAUCAGCAGCUUCAGAUGAAGCACAGCAUCUCUCGAGCUCUCGAGAAUUUUAAGAAGACUGGCAGGAAAAAUCUGACCCCUGCCAAGAUUCGGUCGCGAAUGACGUCGCUCAAAGAGAACUGGAACCAGCUGAGAAAGGGGCACGCUUCCCUGUCAAAAAGGGCCAGUGCGGAGAUGAGAAGCCACCAUGAUUACUUCAACGGAGAUGUCCUUGACGAAGCCGAGGACGCCUUCCAAACAGCGAUGGACUACAUGACGGAAUGCUUGGAGGAACUGGAGCCGCCUGUGAGUCCUGCCAACUCCACCGAGAUAUCGUUCACCCGAGCUAAUCCGUCGGCGUUCUCGCUUUCCCACCUGCCUCCGAUAAAACUGCCACCCUUCGACGGGAAGUUCGAGGAGUGGGAGCAGUUUCGCGAUCGCUUUCAGUCGCUUAUCUCGGAAAAUAAAGAAUUGUCGAAUUUUUCGCGAAUGCAUUUUCUCGCCUCAUGCCUGAAGGGCCGCGCGCUGGAGAGUAUCGCAGACUUAUCGAUAACCGGCGAUAACUUCGAUAUAGCAUGGAAAACGCUCACAUCGCGAUUCGAGAGUAAACGUCGUAUCUUAAAUGUACAUUUGUCAGCAAUUCUCAAUCUUACGUCGCUCACUCGCGAAUCGUCGUCUGAACUCCAUUCGUUACGCGACAGAGUUCGCGUUGCCGUGUCCGCCUUGAGACAUAUCGACCGUACCCCGGAAGACUUGUGGAACGAUGUCCUCGUGCACAGUGUAGUGCAAAGGCUUGAUUCAGUCACGAGAAAGGCGUGGAACGUCAAGACGAGCGACAGCGACGAGCCUCCGCACUUUGACGAUCUAGAUAGAUUCUUGCUUGCUCGAGCCCGCGCGCUCGAGGAUUGUUCGUCGGCGAAGGCAAGCUCAAAAUCGACGGCGGGGCAAAAGAUUACCGUGUCAACCGCGUCUAAGACCGCUCCGGCAACCUGCCCGCUCUGCAAGGCACGACAUUUCAUGAGCGCUUGCCCGACGUUUACGGCCGGGAGUCCGAUCCAACGUCGCGAGCUCGUCAAGCAUCAUAAAAGAUGCUACAAUUGCCUCAGUCAGAGUCACGCAGUCGGAGAGUGUCAAAGUAAAUAUUCUUGUCGCACGUGUCAGCAACGGCACCACUCACUCUUACACGAUUCAUCGGACUCUCGCGCUGAUACGUCCGCCGCGGCUAGCGUCGCGAACGCGUCCCCGACGCCUCCGCCGCAUCAGCCCGUGGCUUCCGACACAACCAUUCAAUCUCUUUGCUCUUCUACACCUAAAGCUCGGUCACAAGUGCUCCUUGCCACGGCCUGGGUGACGGUGGGGGCUUCGUCUGGACGAUCUUUCGCCGUUCGAGCGCUGCUCGACCAGGGCUCCGAGAUGAUGACGUUCAUCUCGGAGUGUCUAGUGCAAAAUCUGCGCGCGAAGCGCAUCACCAUGCCCGUAGCCGUGUCCGCUAUCGGGGGUGUGCUCGCUGGAAACUUUAAUAAAGCCGUUGUGAUUUCGGUGUCGCCGCGCAAGUCGACCGCUCCGUCCCUUUCCGCGCCCGCAGUUAUCAUGCCUCAACUCACUUCGUACGCGCCGCGGAAGGUCAUCGAUUUGCAUUCUCUCUCUCAUCUCGCAAACUUAUCGUGGGCUGAUCCCGAUCCCGGCAGUGCCGAACCGAUUGACGUAAUCAUAGGCGCGGAUCUCUACGGAAGCGUAAUACUCGACGGGAUACGGAGGGGCGGUCAGGGCGACCCCAUCGCACAAAACUCUAUAUUCGGUUGGCUGAUCUCGGGUCCGGUGGGCCUCACUGCAUCGUCAAAUGCAUCCUCUGCUUGUUUAGCAACCGAUGCUCACCCCGCUGUCUCCGUGCACCACAUAUCGGUGUCUCCGUCGCUUGAUGCCGAACUACGGCGAUUCUGGGAGGUUGAAGAAGUCCCGCGGAAGGCGCUUCUCACUCCCGAGGAAAUUAGGUGCGAAAACCACUUUAUUCACACGCAUUCGCGCACUCCGGGGGGUCGCUACAUCGUGAGACUUCCGUUUAAGACGGAACUCCCGAUUAAUAUCGGGGCAACUCGAUUCAUCGCGGAAAAACAAGCCGAGUCCCUUUCGCGCCGAUUUCACGCAAAUCCCGUACUUUUCAAGGAAUACGCCGAAUUUCUUAACGAAUACGAGAGUCUCGGGCACAUGAGGCGGGUCCCCUUAGGAGAGCCGACGGACCAUUGCGUAUACAUCCCGCAUCAUCCGGUGUUACGUGAAUCGAGUGCUACAAGUCGACUUAGAGUCGUAUUUAAUGCGUCAAGUCGUUCGUCCAACGGAACCAGCCUUAAUGACCAUCUGCUACCCGGACCCAAAUUACAAUCGGAAUUCGCGUCGGUCAUUUUGAAGUGGCGCUCAUUCCGAUACGUGUAUACCGCGGACAUCGCGAAAAUGUUCCGGCAAAUUCUCGUUGAUCCAUUGGACACGCAGUAUCAACACAUUUUGUGGAAACCGAACGUUAACGAGGCUCCUAUCGAUUUCGAGCUCCUGACGGUGACGUACGGGAUGGCAUGCUCCCCGUAUGAGGCACUCCGCGUAAUUAAACAAGUAGCUUCCGACGAGGGGCACCGGUUCCCGUGCGCAAGGGCAAUCCUCUUAGAAAACAGCUACGUGGACGACGUUUGUUUUGGCUAUCAUAGAGUAUCGGAACUGCGUAAGAUUCGGGACGAAUUAACGGAGUUGCUUCGACGCGGAGGGUUCGAGCUCCGGAAAUGGGCGAGUAAUUCGGCCGAGCUCCUCUCGGACAUAGAUCCACAAAACCACGGGCUCGCGUGCACCAAACAACUGGCUCCGGAUGAAAACCUUAAGAUUCUGGGGAUCGGAUGGAAUCCACGCCUGGACGUUUUUCAGGUCUCCGUGUCCAUAGAUGAGAAGAUUCCGUCCACCAAGCGGACGGUAUUGUCGGCAAUCUCGCGCAUUUAUGACCCACUCGGGUGGGUCGUUCCCGCGACAAUCGCCGCGAAAAUCUUUAUGCAGCAGCUGUGGCAAGCCAAAGUCGAGUGGGACGAGGAGAUUCCGGCCUCGCUUGUCAGUAGAUGGAAAGCCAUCUAUUCUCGGUUGCCACAGUUGAACCAAGUGCGGCUCUCGCGUUGGACGUCCGUCGAAUCGGAAUUCGAGAGCGCCGAGCUCCACGGAUUCUCGGACGCCUCUAACUCCGCGUACGCAGCGGUCAUUUACUUAAGAGUUGUAUCGAGCUCGGGCGAUGUUACGAUUACGCUUCUCGCCGCGAAGUCACGCGUCGCUCCGGUAACUCCGCUUACCGUUCCUCGGUUGGAGCUCUCCGCGGCUGUACUGCUCUCUCGCCUCCUCGAGUUCGUUCGGGAGUCAAUAAAUUUUGAAAUUUCGUCCUGCACGUGCUGGACGGACUCAACCAUCGUUCUUGCCUGGCUGGACCGGCAUCCGUCGCAAUGGAAGACGUUCGUCGCGAACCGAGUAGCCGAGAUCCGAAACCGAGCUCCGAAUGCAGAGUGGCAAUAUGUGUCUACGCUCGAUAAUCCGGCGGAUUGCGCCUCGCGAGGACUCAUCAGUAACGAGCUGAUUAGUCAUCCGUUGUGGUGGCAUGGUCCGCCGUGGCUGAGUCUAUCAAAAGAAGCGUGGCCCCAAUUAGAGAAUUCUUUAACCGCCGAUGCACCUCUCGAGGAAAAGACAGGUCACGUCGCGAGCGAUCGUGUUGAAUGGCACUUCUUGCCGCCUUCCGCUCCGCAUUUUGGCGGUAUAUGGGAGGCCGGAGUGAAGAGCGUCAAGCACCACCUGCGGAGGGUCGUCGGGAAUCAAACCCUCACGUUCGAAGAACUCACCACGCUUUUGUAUAACGUAGAGGCGUGUCUGAAUUCGCGCCCGAUAGCCCCGCUCUCAGAUUCUUUCGACGAGGUCGAGUGCUUGACGCCCGGUCACUUCUUGAUCGGUGCUCCCAUCACGAUUCAUCCUGAACCGUCGCUACUCGCGCUAAAUGAAGACCGUCUAUCUCGCUGGCAACGUGUCCGGCAGUUAACCGAACGUUUUUGGAAACUGUGGGCGGCCGACUACGUGAACACGUUGCAACAACGACAGAAGUGGAGAAAAUCAACGCCGUCGUUAAAACCCGGCCAAAUGGUCCUUUUACGAAACCCUCUCCUCCCACCAUGCAAAUGGGAACUUGGCCGAGUGAUUCGUUGUCACCCCGGGAAGGAUGGGCUCGUUCGAGUGGUGACCGUCAAGACCGCCACAUCGGAGUUCAAGCGACCCCUCGGCAAGCUUUGUCUUUUGCCGGUUGAGUGCGAAGCCUGA
This is a messenger RNA of Ooceraea biroi (clonal raider ant), 4323 nucleotides long. RefSeq lists its product as uncharacterized. Gene Ontology annotation, molecular function: nucleic acid binding. Lineage: Eukaryota; Metazoa; Arthropoda; Insecta; Hymenoptera; Formicidae. The record is from RefSeq and is a predicted model, not a curated record.